AUUAUUAUUUGGAUUUUAAAUAGAAGUUAGUAGUUAGUUAAAUGGAGGGGAUUGAAUGAAAAAGAAAUUGAUGGAAUUGAUAUAAGAGCAGCAGCGCACACCUCAGGGCUGUUGUUGAUCGCGGCGGAGGGUGAUAUAAUGUUCCGGUCAUCUCUCAGCUGGAGAUGCUCCAACAAAGUAUAGAUUCAAAGUUUUGUGAUUACAAUCAGGGCAAUUCUAAAAUGGAUUUGCCCAAUGCUGCUGCAAACAACACAUCGCUUACUCAUCUGCUGCCAACCUCCGAUAUCGGAACCUCUUCCUUCUUAAAGGAGGAUAAGGAUCCUGCUACCAAUUCUAACACACCCUCCUCUGACCACCCUCUCCAACAAUCUCCACCCAAUAAUGCUGCCAAUGGACAUCUCGUCUAUGUCCGUAGAAAAUCAGAAGGAGAAAUGCCCAAAAAUACCCCUUUUGAAAAUACAACUGUUAAUGCUUCUUCUUCUCCACUUUCAACCCAACUUUAUUGUCAAGAGGAAAUUGCUCAACCAAAACCUCACAUAAACGUUUCUUGUGUCCCACCAUUUGCACCUUUUCCUAUGGCAUCUUCAAUAACCUCAUCUGGAAACCCUUCUAUUCCUGUUUCUCAUGGGAAGUCUGGCAUGAUGUUGGCGCCACUUGAGUCCAAUUACGUCCCACCUUCUUCUGGACAUACCAUUGCCAAUCCUAAGCUAUUUAAAAAUGUGCAUUGGGAAGAGCGUUAUCAACAGUUGCAGUUGUUUUUAAGGAAAUUGGACCAAUCAGACCAAGCCGACUACAUCCAAAUGCUUCAAUCUCUGUCUUCGGUUGAACUUAGCAGACAUGCUGUUGAGUUAGAGAAGAGAUCAAUUCAGCUUUCACUUGAGGAAGCUAAAGAAUUACAACGAGUUGCUGCUUUAAACGUCUUGGGGAAAUCAGUGAAGAACUUCAAAGCACCAGUGGAUCAUGGCGAGUGUUCAGACAAGUUGAAGACAUUGACAUGACUUUUCUGCCUUUUAUGGUGCAGUAAUUUUCCUAUGGCAGUGAAAACUUGAGACUGUUUACUGUGCAUAGUCGCAAUGUUUUUAUGCUGAUUGUUUUUAAUCUCCUGGUUAUCCAGUUAACUAAGAAAGUAAUUUGCAUCUCUUUUUGUUGUUGUUGUUGUUGUUAUGAAAAUUAAAAAUGGGGAUUGUUUGUACA
Messenger RNA from Vicia villosa (hairy vetch), 1194 nucleotides. RefSeq lists its product as uncharacterized. The record is from RefSeq and is a predicted model, not a curated record. Lineage: Eukaryota; Viridiplantae; Streptophyta; Magnoliopsida; Fabales; Fabaceae. Bases 165 to 998 code for a protein of 277 amino acids. The transcript has 4 exons. Gene Ontology annotation, cellular component: DRM complex. Gene Ontology annotation, biological process: regulation of DNA-templated transcription.